CUUAAUUAUUAAAUUAAUAUCCCGAUCUUAUCAUAUAAGCCAAAUUAUACGAAGAUUCUUAAGAAUAAUCAUUUUAAUUUCACUAACCUCUCUCUAUCUCUCUCUUCAUUAUCCGAAUUAAGCCAAUCGAAUCCUUUUCAACCCGACGGGUCGUGAAAUUCCCCAAAAGAUUCCUCUUUCUCAGCUCAAUUUCCAAAAGCUCCGACCUUUACGAUCCUCUAGAUUCUCGGCGCCGGUUUCUCGGAGUAAAUAAUGGCUCAGUUCACGGGUCGGGUCGUUGGAGACUACUUGGUGGGUCGUCAAAUCGGGUCGGGUUCGUUCUCUGUUGUUUGGGAAGCGAGGCACCGCGUUGACGGUACUGAGGUUGCUAUCAAAGAGAUCGCCAUGGACAGGCUUAACAAGAAGCUGCAGGAAAGUCUCAUGUCUGAGAUUUUUAUCUUGAGGAGGAUCAAUCAUCCUAACAUCAUCCGUCUGAUCGACAUGAUCAAGUCUCCUGGGAAAGUACAUUUGGUGUUGGAGUACUGCAAAGGAGGUGACUUGUCUGUGUAUGUCCAAAGACAUGGGAUUGUCCCUGAAGCUACUGCUAAGCAUUUCAUGCAGCAGUUAGCGGCCGGCUUACAAGUUCUUCGUGACAAUAAUAUUAUUCACCGAGAUUUAAAGCCUCAGGUGUGUCUGAUUCUCAUUCCUUUCAUUUCAAUGAUCUUCUGUGCACCAGGUGUUUUUUAUUGUUAAUCAGAUUAGUGUGUUAGUUGAUCUCACUGUUAAAUGAUACAACUUUCAGAAUGAUGAAAGGAUGCUGUAGAAGGGUGCUCUGUUAGUUUCCAAUAAAACAUGUUUUUGGAUAUGUUGGGGUUUCCUUGUCCAAGUCUUGGAGAUUCCAUCUUUGUUGAAAUUUAAUUCUUAAGGUUCUUUCGUUUUUGAAACAGAAUCUUCUUCUAUCCACAAAUGAAAAUGAUGCAGAUCUGAAGAUUGCUGAUUUUGGAUUUGCAAGGUAUUGUCAUCAGCACCCCUUGUUACUAGAUCAAAGAGUGUAAUAUGAAUGAAUUAGAGAAGGUUUCAAAUGGGCUCAAGCUGCUUUUGAAUGUAUAUUGUCGAAUUUCUAGAUCGUUGCAACCUAGGGGGCUCGCAGAGACUUUAUGUGGUUCACCAUUGUAUAUGGCCCCAGAGAUCAUGCAACUCCAGAAGUAUGAUGCAAAGGCAGAUCUCUGGAGUGUUGGUGCUAUUUUAUUUCAACUUGUGACAGGCAGAACCCCUUUUACAGGAAACAGCCAAAUUCAGUUGCUCCAAAACAUUAUAAGAUCAACCGAAUUACAUUUUCCAGGGGACUGUAGAGAUUUAAGCUUGGACUGCAUAGACCUGUGUCAGAAGUUACUGCGCCGUAAUCCAGUGGAACGUUUGACAUUUGAAGAGUUCUUUAAUCACCCUUUCCUUUCGGACAGGCAGUCAUAUGAUUUCUCCAGGAGUAGAUUGGGGUUAAGAACAAUGGACGGUUUUCUUUCGUCUGGAAGCAGUCCCUCGAGAAACAUGGAAGAAAGUUCUCAAGAAGACUGUUUGCCGUUCCUUCUAGAUGAUGAUUCUAGUGGACCUGAGGGGAGCCCUUCAUAUUUAAAAAAGACAUCCUCAAUGAAGUCGUCCUCUGGAAUUAAAGUCGAUACGAGAAUUGAGAGGAAGGAGGUGGAAUCUAGUCCUUUAAAACAUACAGAACUUACUUCUGGAUAUAGUAGUUUCAACCAAAAAGUGGAAAACGAUAGAUUUAGAUUUGAAACUCAAAUAAAUUCAGAUAGGAGAAACCGCAGGGAACCGACAGGAUUGACUGAUUCUAGAUCACUUAUUGCUCCAGGAAGAGUAGAUGAUUCUCAAGACUCCAUGGAUCAAGACUUCGUUCUCGUAUCUGGACCACCAGUAGAUAUGCCAUCAUCUUCAUCAAGUUCUUCGAAGCCUUAUAAUUUUCCAUUCAAGUCUCAGUCUCCUCCUGUAGAGUUAUUCAACAGAAGCAUAAGUUCAACGGCUCCCAUGCCAAUAAUUGGUGCUACUAGCAACAGCAUUGGUCAGUUUGGGAGCCUUGACAGUCAGUAUUCUGCCCCGAGCACUUCUCAUGGGUCUCUGGAUCUUGGUGAUGCUUUUGAACAGCCAUCAACUCACAGCCUGACAAGAAUCAGGUCUCUGAGAAAAUAUGCAGCAACAAUUGCAGAACUAGUUUAUGAAAGGAUUGAAUCUGACAAACAUCUAGAAGCUUUCUCGAUCCAAUUGGCGAUUCUGGCAAUUUGGAAACAGGCACUGCACAUAUGUCAUACUCAGGCAAUUUCAGGUUUGGAAGGAAGCCCAAGCCAAGACAUUAACAAACUAAGAAGUAGCAGCCUGAAACACGAUACUCACAGUUCUAAUAAAGUCACUGAUCUCAGCCAUGAUGGAUCGGAGGAGAUAUCCUCUCAGAUUCAGAGGCAAUUUAUACAGGAGAUUGAGCUUGCUGAAGAACUUGCCAAGAGUAUUGAACCUGGAAAUACAAAAAUGCCAGAUGCAAUGGAGACGAUAUUUGAAGCAGCACUUGAUCUUGGAAAACUUGGAGGAGUUAAGGAGGUUAUGGGAGAUACAGAGAACGCCGGAAACCAAUAUUCGAAAGCAGUGCGUUUGCUGGUAUUCCUUUUAGUAGAAGCACCAAUGCUGAUUCUGAAUCCGCCACUGUCUCUCACAAACUCAGUCAGGUAUCGUCUCAGGACAUAUAUUGAUUUCCUCAGCAGAAGAUUAAAACAUCUGCAGUCACAUAGAAGAAGUUCAGCUGGUCAGAUGCAAGGAUCAUCGUUAGCUAUGAUGAACAGACAAUCAUAAAUCCAUUCACUUGGGUUGGGUUCUCUUGUUUCUUGUGUUCUUUUAUGAAAAAAAAAAAAAAAUCUAAAAGAGAAAAAUGUAUAUGUUUUUGUACAGCAACAUCAUAUAUUCUUAUUCUUUUGGGGUUAAUCUGGAGGGACGUUGGGGAAAUGAUCUGUGUGAUGGAUGUUGUAACUUGUAACAUUUUCUUGUUCUAUUUUGAUCUUAAUCCUAUGUUUUUUACUUGACUUUAUGCAAAAAUAUAUGUUAUGAUGAUUCUUGG
Messenger RNA from Arabidopsis thaliana (thale cress), 3088 nucleotides. RefSeq names its product Protein kinase superfamily protein. Gene Ontology annotation, molecular function: protein serine/threonine kinase activity; ATP binding; protein kinase activity. NCBI's taxonomy places the organism in Eukaryota, Viridiplantae, Streptophyta, Magnoliopsida, Brassicales, Brassicaceae. The coding region runs from base 1036 to 2826 and encodes 596 amino acids. Gene Ontology annotation, cellular component: autophagosome. The transcript has 12 exons. The record is from RefSeq and is marked reviewed.